AUGGCACCCAAGGCGGCAGAGAAGAAACCGGCCGAGAAGAAGCCAGCGGCGGAGAAAACUCCCAAACCGAAGGCGGAGAAGAAGCUCCCGAAGGAUGCGUCGGCGACUGAUAAGAAGAAGAAGAGGAACAAGAAGUCCGUAGAGACGUACAAGAUCUACAUCUUCAAGGUUCUGAAGCAAGUUCAUCCCGAUAUCGGGAUCUCAAGCAAAGCUAUGGGGAUCAUGAACUCCUUCAUCAACGAUAUCUUUGAGAAGCUCGCUCAGGAAUCCUCUCGCCUUGCUAGGUACAACAAGAAGCCAACAAUUACUUCAAGGGAAAUCCAAACAGCCGUCAGACUUGUUCUUCCCGGUGAAUUGGCCAAACAUGCCGUCUCUGAAGGUACUAAGGCCGUCACCAAAUUUACUAGCGCGUAG
Messenger RNA from Lactuca virosa, 414 nucleotides. Lineage: Eukaryota; Viridiplantae; Streptophyta; Magnoliopsida; Asterales; Asteraceae. The record is from the annotation of a GenBank genome assembly.